AUGAUGGAGGAGAUAGACCGGUUCCAGGUGCCCGCCGUGCGCGCCGAGAUGCAACCGCUGGAUCCAACAGCUGCAUCUAUUUCGGACAGAGAUUGUGAUACAAGAGAGGGAGAGACUGUAGCCAUGAACUAUAAGCCGUCCCCACUUCAAGUGAAAUUAGAGAAGCAGAGGGAGCUGGCUCGGAAGGGCUCACUGAAGAACGGUAACAUGGGAAGCCCAGUUAAUCAGCAGCCCAAGAAGAACAAUGUGAUGGCACGAACAAGGCUUGUCGUUCCCAAUAAGGGCUACUCGUCAUUAGACCAGAGUCCAGAUGAGAAGCCACUGGUAGCCCUGGAUACGGACAGUGAUGAUGACUUUGACAUGUCCAGAUACUCCUCCUCGGGAUACUCAUCAGCUGAGCAGAUCAACCAAGACUUGAACAUCCAGCUGCUAAAAGAUGGGUACCGGUUAGAUGAGAUCCCAGAUGACGAGGACCUCGACCUAAUUCCCCCUAAGUCAGUCAACCCUACCUGCAUGUGCUGCCAAGCCACCUCCUCCACCGCCUGUCACAUCCAGUAGUGAGGCCGGCAGGCUGU
This is a messenger RNA of Indicator indicator, 575 nucleotides long. It is a transcript of the gene FAM219A, whose product is annotated as family with sequence similarity 219 member A. NCBI's taxonomy places the organism in Eukaryota, Metazoa, Chordata, Aves, Piciformes, Indicatoridae. The record is from RefSeq and is a predicted model, not a curated record. The coding region runs from base 1 to 558 and encodes 185 amino acids. The transcript is spliced from 6 exons.